Hippocampus comes (tiger tail seahorse) is the source of this 2206-nucleotide messenger RNA. RefSeq names its product chromosome unknown C2orf69 homolog (gene cunh2orf69). Gene Ontology annotation, cellular component: mitochondrion. The record is from RefSeq and is a predicted model, not a curated record. The coding region runs from base 114 to 1058 and encodes 314 amino acids. The transcript has 5 exons. Lineage: Eukaryota; Metazoa; Chordata; Actinopteri; Syngnathiformes; Syngnathidae.
CCUGCGAGCCUCUGACACGUUGAGCAGGCACGUCACCAGGCGUCUUCCCAUUGAAGUGGUCGUCAUGUUUCUGCAAUUAUAAGAUAGCGACAGCUGCAGCCGAAUACGCGACGAUGACGACUACGGUGCCGCCGCCCUCCUCUCCCGCAUCGAGCAGUCGCCCGGUUGGACACUCUAAAGGUACGAGCGCGCCGAGGCUCCACAAGCUACUGGCCGUGCCCGGGUGCAAACCAAACAUGCUCAACGAUCUGCUCCUCCUCCGGCCCGGAGAUGGCCACGAGUCACCAGAAGACAACAGCAGUAGUAACAAGCACGUGGUGUUUUUCCACGGGGACAUUCAGAACUUCCAGGAGGAGAUGGCCUCGCAGCCCGAGUGCGCCCCCUGGCUGGCGUGGAGUUUGGAGCAGGUGAGCGUCACGCUGGGCCGCCGCUUCCCGGGCCACCACGUGUGGGUGGUGCGCGCCUCACGCAUGUACCUGCACAAGUUCAGCGGCUACCGCCACUUUGUGGACAGCAACAUGUUCGGCGCCCCGCAACACGCCCCGUACUCGCCCGACGGCGGAGCGCUGCGCCACCUCAGGUCUCUGCUGGUCCACGGGAUGGAGCGAGCCGGCCUGCCAAACACCAUCCGAGCUCCAGGCGACGCCAGCGGCACCCGUGCCGGAUUCUCCCUGACCCUGGUGGGCUUCAGUAAAGGCUGCGUGGUCCUCAACCAGGUGGUCCACGAGCUGGCCGGCGCCCUGGCGGAUCCGCGUGUUUCGGACUUUGCCGGAAGCCUUUCGGACAUGUUCUGGCUGGACGGCGGCCACCCGGGGGGAAGCGAGACCUGGGUGACGGACAGGAGCCUGCUGGGCCAGCUCGCCACAAGCGGGAUCGGGAUCCACGCUCACGUGACGCCGUACGAGGUCCGAGACCCCACGCGGGCCUGGGUGGGUCGGGAGCACGCGUGUUUCGUGAAGACCCUGGAGGAGCUCGGGGCGCGUCUGUAUGAUAAACUCCACUUUGUGGAUGAACCGCCGUCCAUUGAAAACCACUUUCGGGUCAUUCAGGAAUUCUGAGCCUCCUUGACAGCUUUCAACGGGAACCGAGUUCAUCCGGGUGGCUCUUGUGUCCGUGUGAAUCUUUUCAUGUCUUUGCCUGGAUCUUAUUCACCAACAUCGUGUGACAGAUGGUGUCCUCGCAGGGGUGUCCCAGUCCGAUCCUGGAGUUUUCCACGUCUCCCUCCUCCAACACCGAAGAUUCAAAUAAUCAGUACAGUUAUCAGGCUUUUGAAAAACUUGCUUAUGAGCUCAUCUUUUGAAUCGGGUGUGCUGGAGGAGGGGCACGUCUCAAACCGACUGGAUCAGGUCCCUCCAGGACCGGACUUGGGCAUCCCAGCAGUGGACUCAACGCAAGUCAUCGCAUUCCGCUUCUUGAUUGCAAUCUCGCCGUCUCUUAUUUUUCCCCCGAUGAAUUAUUGGCCUAUUUGAGGAGGGGUGGGGGGGGGGGCAACUGCAUGCCCCCAAACUGCGGGUCUCUUGUCACUCAAAUUGUGUCUCCUGGACCAUUCUCCAAAAGUCACACAGUAGCACUUGCUGCAAAGUAAAGGAAUGUGUUCUUUUUUCCAUCCAUAGGUAGAUAGCUCUCUGGUUUCCAUGUUGGGUACACGAGUGCCUCAAAAACAUUUUGGGAGUUGGCGCUUCCUGGUGGAAAUAGAAGUUGUUUCGCGGUCUGGAACACGAGCCUCCCUCAGUGUGAAUUGAUGGACGACAGCAAAUUGCGUCCUGGUUUGAUCAUUUGGAAGAUUCGGCGUGAAAAAGUUGGCGCUCGGGUGGGCUUUGAUUUGCUUUUGGUUUGGUUGAAAAUUGUGCCAUUGUCUGUGCGGAAAGUCGUUUUUCCAGGCACCCCGCUGAGAGAAUGACGCCUUUUUCUUCAAUGUUUUCCGUGCAGUCAUUCCCAUUGGAGGCUGCGGGCGACACCCGCGCGCUGGUGACGACUUGUGUCGACAGGCUUUCGGAGCACACUGUGGUCUUAUUCCUUCAGUCGAGACCCAUUCAGAGCGCGGCAGAGGGCCGAAGAGACAAAAAGCCGGCUAUUCUUGUCCUGUUUGGUCCGAGCUCGUUCUGUGGAAGGCGGCGAUGAAUGUCUCCGCAUUGUCAUCCCGAGUCACCGUUCCCACGGUCGCCGCGCUCUUGAGCGCGGACGGCCGUUAUUCACGUUGACUGCA